This is a messenger RNA of Coffea arabica (coffee), 1302 nucleotides long. NCBI's taxonomy places the organism in Eukaryota, Viridiplantae, Streptophyta, Magnoliopsida, Gentianales, Rubiaceae. The record is from RefSeq and is a predicted model, not a curated record.
AUGGAAGAUUCAUUGAAUGAAAAUGUUAAAAAAGCAAAAGAGAAAAAAGGGAUAUUUGAAAUUGGAAAUCCAGUGGGCCGAAGUGUAGCGGGAUUUGAAGAUGAUGAUAUUGAAGAAAUUCCUCAUCCAAAAACAAAGACUCAAACUAACAUGAGUGGGAAUAAGGGAAAAAGAAAGGCACAUGGCAUUGAAUCUUAUAUGACAGGUAAAUCUCUUGAUCGCUCUCAACCGAGUAUCAAGUCUUGUAUGCAAAGUAAAGAGAGAUGGCAUGGUACUGACAUGGCUAUAGCUUUGUGGUUUUAUGAUGCAUGUAUUCCAAUGAAUGCUUGUAAUUCUCCCUAUUACCAACAAGCAAUUGGAAAAAUAACAAGUAUGGGUCAUGGUUAUCAAGGACCUAGUUAUCAUGCUUUAAGGGUAACUUUGUUGAAAGAUGCAAAGAAGCAAGUUGAAUUAAUUGUUGACAAUCUACGUAGUAAAUGGGCUGAAACUGGUUGCACAAUUAUGGGUGAUGGCUGGAAGGAUAAUAGGCAAAGAAGUUUGAUCAAUUUUUUGGUCUAUUGUCCUAGUGGGAUCUCAUUUAUCAAAUCUGUUGAUGCUUCAGAUUUUGAGUCUAAUGCUGAAUAUUUGUGUAAUCUGUUUUCAGAAAUUGUUGAGAUUGUUGGAUCUAGUAAUGUUGUUCACAUGGUCACAGAUAAUGCAAGUAAUUAUAAAGCUGCCGGUCGAUUACUUUCUGAAAAAUAUCCUACAAUUAGUUGGUCUCCUUGUGCAACACAUUGUUUGAAUUUAAUUAUGAAAGAUAUUGGAGAAAUGACUCAUGUGAAAGAUGUAAUUACUCUUGCUUCAAGAGUCACUGUGUAUGUUCAUAAUCGAAAGUGGAUUCUUAGUUGGUUAAGAAAAAGGCCUGGUUGGAGAGAGAUUCUUCGUCCUGCGGAAACACGAUUUGGUACUAAUUUUAUUGCUUUGAAGAAUCUUCAUGAUUUGAAACAACAUUUGGAGGCUUUAGUGACUUCAAGUGCAUACAAGAGAGAGUUGAAAAAUGAAAAAGGUAAAGAAGUCAAACAAAUUGUUGUUGAUGGGAAGUUUUGGAAUAAUUGUUUGAUUAUUGUGAGAAUUAUGGGUCCAAUUAUGCGCUUGUUGCGCAUUUGUGAUUCUGAUGAAAAACCAUCAUUGGGUUAUGUAUAUGAAGGCAUGUGGAGAGUUGUUAAUGGCAUUAAAGAGCUGUUUAAGAACAAGAAAAAGUUCUAUGGUCCAUACAUUGAUAUAAUUGAUAGGAGAAGUCAUGCAAAAGCUAAAAAUAGAUGA